AAACAAGUCGUGGUAAGUAGUUCCCGCAGCACAUCUUUGCUAAUAGCCAGUGUCUCCAAACAUUCCAUCAUGGCUUCGACAGAAGAGCAGCAGACAUCAUGUCUCUUCCCUGGGGGAUCUGGCCUGGCGAGUGGUAUCCAGCAGCGGCCACUAUCCGUUCGAGUAGAUUUGAGCCACGCCGAGCUGGUGCAACGGCUUUUGUCGAACGUGGAUGGUACAAAGUCUUUGGUUGCUGCCAUACAGGCGGCAUGGGCAUUGCUGUUGCGCACAUAUACUGGUUUGAAUAGCGUAUGCUACGGUAUCCAAGAAAUUGGAGGUCCUAGCAGUGUGUCAGGGACUAGUGAUGAUGCCAUAUUUGUGACGGACGUCCCCGAUGGGUCGACGGUGGAGGAGCUCCUCUCCCAUAUUGGCUCUGGUAGUUGCGCGGUGUCUGCAACAAGCAACGGAAACCCAGUGUACAACACAGCCAUGCUUUUCCGGUUCGCUGGCGCCAACGCUACACAGUCAACAAAGUCCGCGGCUAUGCCCGAUGCUUGUAACCUUCGCCUUCUUAUCAAGUUCCUGAAGUCGGGUGUUAGCAUCUUUUUAGAAUACCGCAACAAAGCCAUCCCCACCGAACAAGCUCGGAACAUCGCGGGCACAGUCGACAAACUAUUGUCUUGCGUGCUGUCUUCACCAGCUCAGGUCGUCGGCGAAAUUGACCCGCUCAGCGAGCGCAACAAACUCUUGAUAGAAAAGUGGAAUGAUAUCCCAGUGGUCGAGGUCAGCGGCACGGUGCAUGAUACCAUCAUCGCAAAGGCCAGUACGUGUCCUGAAGAACAGGCUAUCUGUGCUUGGGAUGGUGAUGUUAGGUACGACGAACUCAUCCGUGACGCUUCGCGGCUUGCGGUUCGUCUCGUUGAAGUUGGUGUUGGUGCUGAAGUGAUCGUGCCACUGUGCUUCGACAAAUCCAAGUGGAACGUGGUCGCCAUCCUUGGCGUGCUGAUCGCGGGGGGCUGCUUCCUUCCCUUAGACCCCGAGGCUCCAAAAGAACGUCUCCACCACCUCGUCGGAGUCACCGAGGCGAAGGUUGUACUAUGCUCGCCCCAACACCUCCAUCACUUCAACGACGCGGUUGAUAAUAUUCUCCCAAUUGACAGUGCUUUCCUUGAAAGCCUCGGACCACCUUCGCAAUACCCACAAGGACGGGCAGAAACUCACAAUGCUGCCUAUAUCAUUCCCACCUCGGGAACUACUGGCCAGCCUAAGCUCACUCAGGUUGAGCACACACACUUCUGCACCAGCGCUGAAGCGCAUUUUGCUGGACUGGGCAUGGAUACCUCCAAACCAUUGCGUAUGUUACAAUUCGCUGCGCACUCAUUCGAUGCUUCUAUCAUCGAACUUCUUACGCCACUUAUGUUUGGCGGGACUAUUUGUAUUCCCGAUGAACACACCAGACUCAACGAUGUUACAAAAGCGAUGAAUGACAUGCGUGUCUCGCACGCGCAGCUCACCCCCACCUUCGUUCGUUUUCUCGAGCCCUCUAUGGUCCCAAGCUUGAGAUCGAUAGUCCUCAUGGGCGAAGCCAUGUCCCAGUCCAACCUCGAAACAUGGUCAAAAAUCAAUUUGAUCAACGGAUAUGGACCGAGCGAAUGUUCAGUGUCGUGUCUUUCCAGGACCCGCAUGACCUCCAAAUCCGACCCUCGGAAUAUAGGUACCCCGAUAGGUUGCCGUAGUUGGGUAGUGGAUCCCAAAAACCGUCAACACCGCCUUCCCAUCGGCUGUACCGGGGAGCUUCUUAUCGAAGGCCCCAUUGUUGCCCGUGGCUACCUCAACGACACUGAGAAAACCGAUGCGGCCUUCGUGUCCGAUUUAAAAUGGGCAAAGGAUACCUUCUCCCGCGGCUAUCUCACCGGAGAUCUUGUGUUUCAAAACCCAGAUGGGAGCUAUAACAUUGUUGGUCGGAAGGAUAACCAGGUGAAAUAUCAUGGCCAGCGUAUCGAGCUUCUCGAAAUCGAACACCAUCUAAACUUAGAGUCAUCCCUCAAACACAACAUGGUACUUCUGCCGAAGUCUGGACCUUGCGAGGAACGUCUAGUGGCUGUAGUCUCACUAGUCGAGCAUUCUACGGAUGACAAGCCGUUGCAGCUUUUCGAAGGCGCACCAAAGGCUCAGAUAAACUCCCAAAUUGAGUCUAUCCGUGCACGUAUUGCCGAAAGAUUGCCUUUCUAUAUGCUUCCAACAAUCUGGAUCGCAGUCGCCUCGCUCCCUCGCCUCACCUCUGGCAAGCUCGACAGAAAAACUGUUACGCAGUGGCUGGCUGGCAUGACUAAGGAGACCUACCAACAAGCUAUCCCAGGACUGGAUGAAAUUGACACAUCAAUGGAAGCUGUAUCUGAUAUGGAAUCCGUUCUUCGCUCUGUGUGGGCUCACGUUCUCAAUUUUUCUGAGAAGCAGAUUCCAUUGGACCGUCCAUUUCUCGCCCUUGGUGGUGACUCCAUCAGUUCAAUGCAGGUCAUGGGCCAGUGCCGCAAGAAAGGCAUUGCCCUUGGAGUACAGGAGAUCUUGAGAAGUCGAUCCCUUCAACAGCUGGCAAGUGUCGCGAAGGUCACAGGUGCCUCACAAGAACAGUUCGAAGAAGAAUUUGACGUACCUUUCGACCUGACCCCCAUUCAAUCGUUAUGGUUUCAACUCCCCAACCAAGGCCAUGGCCACUUCAAUCAAUCGUUUUACUUGCGCGUCCAGCAGAAAGUUUCUGUGGACGCGUUUCUUGCAGCCGUUCAACAACUCGUUUCUCGCCACUCUAUGCUCAGGUCACGUUUCUUCAAAUCCGAGGACAGCGCCUGGCGCCAGAAGAUCACCAAUGAUGUGACCAAUUCAUUCCGAUUCCGUAACCACAAAGCGUCCACCAAAACCGAGAUUGACUCUUUGAUCGAGGAUUCACAAAAGUGUCUGGAUCACUCCAGUGGCCCUCUCAUUGCAGCAGAUCUGUUCGAGGUCGGCGAUGAGCAACACGCUUUUCUGGUGGGUCACCAUUUGGUCAUUGACCUUGUGACUUGGCGACUGCUUCUGGAAGAGCUGGAAGACAUCUUGAAAGGCGAAGCACUCUUACCGCCCGCCUUGCCUUUCCAGAGAUGGGCACAGUUGCAGCGCGAACAUGCAGAUACGCUUCCGAUUGAGAAAGUUCUUCCGGCUGUUGACGUGCGUCCGCUGGACUUCUCUUACUGGGGCAUCGAGCAUGCUGAUAACACCUAUGGUAAUGCUGGUCACGCCAGCUUCGAGCUGGACCAAUCACUCACUGCUUUGUUUCUUACCGAGUGCCACAAUCCAUUGAGAACAGAGCCCGUUGAAGUCCUUCUGGCCGCAUUGAUUCAAUCAUGGUCUCAUGUUUUUACCGACAGACAAUUACCAGCUAUCUUCAAUGAAGGUCACGGGAGAGAGCCGUGGAACUCCGAAAUUGAUAUUUCUCGUACAGUUGGAUGGUUCACGACCCUAUACCCGGUUUUUGCAAACCCAUCCGAAAAUGUUGUCGACACGGUACGAAAGAUCAAGGACUUCCGUAGACAGAUUCCAGAUAAUGGACGUCCUUAUUUCGCGCGUCGAUGUCUCACCUCGGAGGGUCUCGAGAAAUUUGACAGCCAUUGGCCCAUGGAAAUAUCGUUCAACUACCUUGGUCAAUAUCAACAACUUGAACGAUCCGAUGCCCUAUUGCAGCCACUUGAAAGUAUGGCCGGAGAAACUCGUGAGGCAGGCGGUACAGCAGACGUGGGUCAUGCAGCCCCGCGAUUUGCCCUCUUUGAGAUUUCCGCCAUCAUCUUCAAAGGCCGCUUAAAAUUCGCCUUCACAUUCAAUCGCCACAUGCAGCAUCAAGAGCGUAUAAGCCAAUGGGUGUCAGAGUGUCAGAAAAUCCUCACUAGUAUGAUCCAAACACUCCCCAAACUAGAGCCGACACCUACUAUGAGCGACUUUCCAUUGCUCUCCCUGACUGAAGAUCGCUUCCGCUCCAUGCUGGAUAACCUUUCAAAACUUGGUAUUCCACCCACAGACUUGGAAGACGCGUAUCCCUGCUCCAGCAUGCAAGAAGGUCUUUUACUUUCCCAGUCCAAAGAUUCCGGGUUCUACGCUGCUGUGACAGUCCAUGAACUAGUUUUGCCAAACGGUCAUCUGGAACGGCAAAGGGUAGUUGAUGCAUGGGACCGUGUCGUCCAACAUCAUCCAGCCCUACGGACCAUCUUCCUCGAAAAUGUGGGCACAGACGAAGGUCUAUACGACCAGAUUGUUCUGAGACAAGUUAAUUCAAACGUUGUUCACCUUGAGUGCGAAAACAAACAGGAAGCACUUAGGAAGUUAGAGCAACAGCGUUCAGUCAGCUAUGAAAAUGGUCGCAGCCCACCUCAUCGAUUCACUAUUUGCAAUACGGCUGACAGCAAGAUUAUUGUUUGUCUUGAGAUCAGUCACGCGAUCAUGGACGGACACUCAAUGAGUCUUCUCAUGCAAAAUCUCCGAGAGGCCUAUGAAGAUCAGCUGCGCGGAGAGGGACCGUCAUACAGCGAGUACAUUUCCUAUCUGAUGAGCCAACCUCAGGAGGAGAGCCUUGACUACUGGAGAUCUCACUUGAACGGAAGCGAAGUUUGUUCGUUCCCCGUCCUCGACGACAACAUCAGUGUCGAAAAAGAGCUCAGAUCCAUCCGUGUGGAUUUUGGGGGAAUCAGCAUACUCGAUCUUCAGAAUCUGUGCAAUGCGCAUGGUGUCACACUGUCUAACAUCUUUCACACUGCAUGGGCAAUUACCCUAAGCUGCUAUGUAGGAAGCAAAGAUGUUACAUUCGGCUAUCUGACCUCCGCGCGAGAUUCACAAGACAUUCAUCGUGUGCAAGACAUGGUGGGCCCCAUUAUCAACACGCUCGUUUGCCGUGUCAAUCUUUCUGGUGGUUCCAAGUCUGUCUUGAAUAUAUUACAAGACGUACAGAAAGACUACUUGGAUGCUUUACCGCACCGUCACAUUGCACUUGCAGAGGUGCAGCACACACUCGGGCUCUCGGGUGCAAACCUCUUUAACACCGCCUUAUCGUACCGUCGGCUUCCACCUCAAGCUCCGGUAACCGAGAAAGGCCUGCAACUAGUUGAGGUCGCGCCGAUCUAUGAUCCUACGGAGUAUCCGGUAUCCCUCAAUAUCGAGGUGUCCGACGAUGAUGCGAUGGUCGAUUUGGACUACUGGUCUGACCACAUUUCCGCUGGUCACGCCGCGAAUGUUGCUAGCACGUUUGUCAGGGCCGUCGAAAACAUCGUUUACCAUGCUCAAGAGCAGAUAUCGACGCUUGAUCACCUCAGCGGCCGACAGUUGCAACAGAUUCGCACCUGGAAUGUGAUGCCUGAGACUCUCCAAGAAUGUGUCCACCACAGAUUCGAAUCAUGGGUCGCGACCCAGCCCGAUGCCCCAGCUGUACGCGGCUUUGACGGUGACUAUACGUAUGCUGAGCUUGACGCAACGACAAAUCGUCUGGCUCAUUAUUUAGUCGAGCUGGGCGUCGGUCCUGAGGUUUUCGUACCCACCUGUUUCGACAAGAGUUCGUUUGCUGUUGUCGCCAUGCUCGCAGUGCUGAAAGCCGGUGGAUCCGCAGUUCCGCUUGACGCCAACCAUCCAAAACCCGCACUGGAAUCGCGCGUGGAAGAUACCUCUGCGCAAGUCUGCUUGACGACUUCCGCUCGCUCAGAGCUCUUCGAAGAUGUCGUUCCAGAUGUGGUAAUUGUCGAUAGCGUCCUUUUGGAUGACCUUCCAGACGUUGAAACGCCUGCCUGUACUAGCGUUGCCCCCUGUAACCCAGCCUUCGUUAUAUUCACAUCUGGGUCGACCGGUCGACCUAAAGGUGUAGUGCUUGAACAUGCAGCGAUGGUUACAAGUGCGAACGCGCACGGAACCAAUCUCGGUGUUGGGCCUGGAACAAGAUUCCUCCAAUUCGCAAGCUACACGUUUGACAACUCUUUGGAGGAGAUGUUUACCACGCUCCAAAGAGGUGGAUGCGUAUGCGUACCUUCCGAGGAACAGAGAAUGAACAACAUCGCAGGCGCAAUCGCGGAACUUGAUGCCAAUUUCAUGGAUUUGACCCCUACAGUGGCUUCGCUCCUGAAUCCGACCGACGUUCCCACGAUAAAAGGCAUGGCUUUGGGUGGUGAAGCCCUCACCAAGGUCGUGGUAGAGCAAUGGUACAAACAUGUUCAUCUGCAUGGUCAGUACGGCCCGUCGGAGGCAUCCAUCAACAGCGCCUGGAAAGAUUUCAAACAAGGUGGCGAACCCACAAACAUUGGCCGAGCGAUUGGCAGCGUAUCCUGGAUUGUGGAUCCAGAGAAUCGUGACCGUCUUGUUCCCAUUGGAUGCAAGGGCGAACUGUUGAUUGAGGGACCUAUCCUUAGCCGAGGAUAUCUGAACAAUGAAGAGAAAACUCGUGAGGUUUUUGUUGGACCACCCGAGUGGGCUCGUGGGGAUGAACCGAAUGCAAGACGGUUCUAUUGCACUGGUGAUCUAGUGUAUUACACUUCCGAAGGUGAAAUGAUGUAUCUUGGACGUAAAGAUCAUCAAGUCAAGUUGAACGGUCAACGCAUUGAGCUUGGAGAGAUUGAGCAUCACCUCACACUUAACCUUCCGGGUGAGGCACAGUCAGCGGUUGAGCUCGUCAAGUUCAAAGAUAGUAAAUCCACAAAAGCUCUUGUCGGUUUUCUGUGCCUGUCUUCUGAACCCAGCGGUUCGACCAGUGAUAUUCCGGUCGCAAUUGGGGAAAUGGAAGAGUCUGUCAAAGCCGUGGCUAAGAAUUUGGAAGUCUGUCUUUCGAAUUCCCUGCCGGCAUAUUACGUCCCCUCAAUGUUCCUGCCGGUCACCAGAAUGCCCCUCACCACUUCUGGGAAGCUGGAUCGGAAGGUUCUACGUCAACUGGCCGAAGAUAUUCCAGAAGAUCAGAUGCAAGCCUAUCGACUGGCGGGCAAGAGCGGUCGCGCGCCCUCCGGCCAGGCAGAAGUUUCUUUAGCGCGACUGUGGGCUUCAGUUCUUCGCUUGAGUGAAGACACCGUCGGUGCUGACGACUCAUUUUUCCGCUUGGGAGGCGACAGUAUUGGCGCCAUGAAGCUUGUCACUGAGAGUCGUAAAGAAGGCAUAGUCAUUAGUGUGGCUAACAUCUUUGCGAAACCCAAACUUUCCGAAAUGGCUGCAACAAUCACCGUUCUUUCCACCGACCAAAUGUCUGCAGAGCCCGAGCCUGACGUUCUGCCCUUUGGUCUUAUCCCCGAAGACCAUCGCCGGAAGGUCAUUGAGUUGGUUGCAUCGGAAUGCGGAGUAUUCCAGGAUUCAAUUGAUGAUAUAUACCCGUGCACCCGUCUCCAAGAAGGUCUUAUCGCACUUUCAACCAAAGAGCCAGGCGCCUACGUGGCCGAGACAAUCUAUCGCCUGCCUUCCGAUACCGAUGUAGUACGUUUUAAAGAGGCUUGGAACACUGUAAUUGCCGCAGAGGCCGUCUUACGUACUCGCAUCAUCCACACGGAUGACUACGGCUUUCUGCAAGUCGUCAUACGCGGAGAAAUCGAGUGGAAAGCUUUAAAUGAUCUGCAAGACAUAAAGGAAAUUGACAGACACUUACCAGCCAAGCACGGCGCUCCUUUAUCUACAUACGCGAUCGCUGGAGAGGGCACAUCAUCACCAUACUUUGUCUGGACCGCACACCAUGCAGUAUACGAUGGUUGGAGCUUGCCUCAGAUGCUUUCCAAGGUGGAAGACUGUUACCGUCAAUCCACCCAAGUUCUACCUGAUUCGAUUCCAUACUCCCGUUUCAUCAAAUAUCUAUCUUCGGUUGAUGGAAAGGAAUCAGAUGCGUUUUGGCUGCAAAUGUUUGAGGAUAUCGCGGCACCUCAAUUCCCACCACUUCCUAGCCCGGACUACAAGGUUCAGGCUUCCGCUCAGCUUCUGCAUCAUGUUCCAGUCGCGCAAAGGCGUGGAAUGGAGAUAACCAUGCCAUCUAUGAUUCGGGCUGCUUGGGGAAUGCUGCUUGCUACCUUUACGGGAUCCGAUGAUGUGCUAUGGGGAGAAACGAACUCCGGGCGCGAUAUUCCCGUCCCAGGCAUCGAAGACAUCAUCGGAGCUACAAUCACCACAGCUCCCAUGAGAGUGAAGCUCGAUAGAUCUGCUUCCGUUGCCACCUACUUGCAAGAAGUACAACGCCAGACAGCUGCUGCCUCGCCAUUUCAGUUUGCGGGGAUCCAGCACAUCAGGAAGCUCAGUCCAGACGCUGCGCUAGCGUGCGACUUCCAAAGCCUGUUGGCUAUCACCUCUGGAGAUGGAAUGAAAGAUCCAGAGGGUGGACUGUGGAAUCUGGAGUCCACUGGCACCAUUGGAACGAAUUUCUUCAGCUAUGCGCUCAUUUUCAAUUGCACGGUUGAACGAGAUGGUGUUCACAUUGAAGCGCACUAUGACGACCGCGUCCUUGAUUCUUGGUUGGUGCAGCGCCUCGUGCAGGAAUUCGGCUUCAUCCUCAACCGCUUCAACGAAGAGAAUACGUCGAAGAGAACCCUCGGCGAAAUUGAGCUGUUGAACCCCAGCGAUGAGACAACCAUCACUGCUUGGAACAACAAGCCAGUCAACAUAAUCAACAAAUGCAUCCACUCGCUCAUCUACGACAACCAAGUCGUAUUCCGUCCAGAAGCAAUAGCGAUCGAUUCUUGGGAUACCGGUCCAAUGACCUAUCGAGAGCUAGAUGCGCGGGCCUCACGUUUGGCAUCACGUCUUAUUGGGCUUGGAGUGAAGCCCCAAACAUUCAUACCGUUCUGCUUCGACAAGUCUGGGUGGACGCUCGUGGCUAUUCUUGCUAUUCUCAAAACAGGGGCUGCUUUUGUGCCGCUGGAUUUUGAAGCGCCACUGCUUCGCCUUCGCGAGAUUGUCGCCGAUGUUAAAGCUGAUGUCAUACUCUGCGCCGCACAGUACGAGGAUUUGUGUCGCUCAAUUCCGUGCAACACAUUAGUCGUCAAUGCCAAAGCGACCGAAAACGACGGCAUUUCUCAACGUGCACUGCCCGCCGUACGAAGUGACACACCAGCGUAUGUUCUAUUCACCUCCGGCUCAACUGGAAAACCUAAAGGCGCAGUGAUUCAUCAUCGCUCUUUUGUUACUAGUUCUGCACUCUAUGCGCCUGCAUGGAACAUUACUGAGAAAUCGCGCGCCCUUCAAUUCGCCUCCUACGCUUUUGACUGUUCGUUGAUCGAGAUUCUGAGUGUGUUGAUUCAAGGAGGAACAGUCUGUGUUCCAAACCAAAAAGAGAGAACAGACGAUCUCGCUGGUGUGAUCAAUCGCAUGAAGAUCAACUGGGCAGCACUGACGCCCAGCUUGGUGCGAACUUUGCAGCCUUCGCAGGUCCCACAGCUCAAGACUUUGACUCUGGUUGGUGAAGCUAUGAGCCAGCAAGAUUUGAAUACGUGGGCCGACCGAGUCACGCUCGGCAAUGGAUACGGUCCGACGGAGUGCUCUAUUGUCGCCACUUUCAACAUCAUGACCCCCACUACGAAACCGAAUAACCUCGGCAAGGUCAUUACAGCCAGGGGAUGGGUUGUCUCAAAAGACAAUCACGAUGUUUUGGUACCUGUGGGUGCUAUCGGAGAGCUUCUCAUGGAAGGCGGUGGUGUCGGUGCGGGAUAUUUGAACAACCCCGAGAAAACGGCUCAAGCUUUCAUUGAAGACGUCAAGUGGACUGUCGGCGCAGAUAUCUUAGAUCGUACCGAAACACGCCGUUUCUACAAAACAGGAGACCUGGUCAGAUAUAACGAAGAUGGCACCUUACUUUUCCUGGGACGAAAAGACUCUCAGGCUAAAGUUCGAGGCCAGCGUCUCGAAUUAUCAGAAGUGGAACAUCAUUUGGUCAGUGACGCUCUUGUUCAAAAUGCAAUUGCCGCCGUACCGACUUCUGGACCAUGCGCCAAACGUUUGGUCGGAGUUGUGUCUCUUGAAGACGUUACUCAGACUGGAAAGUCGGAUGACAUUCUCAGCCUCUUACCCCAAGAUCUGGCUUCGUUCAACAUCGUCACUAUCAGAGAUCGACUUUCUGAACGCCUUCCUUCGUACAUGGUGCCUUCUCUGUGGGUUGCCGUGUCGCGGUUCCCGUUGAUGCCGUCUGGGAAGAUGGACCGCAAGCGGGUUGUGCAAUGGCUCGAGCGUAUGGAAACUGAAACAUACCGUACCAUCUCUGCCCUCGGUCUGGAAGAAGAAAAGAACGAUGCAAAUGACGUUGAAAGCAAGCUUCAAGCCAUCUUUGCCCAUGUGCUCAACCUGCCAGUUGAGGAUAUCCAUCUCAAUCAAUCCUUCCUUCAUGCAGGAGGAGACAGUAUCGCCGCCAUGCAGAUUUCUUCAAAAUGUCGCUCGCAAGGCUUGGCAUUGUCCGUACAGGAUAUCAUCCGCGCUAAAUCGAUCACUCAAUUGGCUGCUAUGGCCUCCGUUUCAGUGGAACAGCAGACUGGGCCGGCAAAGGUCGACGACUAUGAUUUACCAUUUGACCUCACACCUAUUCAGCGAGUGUUUUUCGAUUCAGCUGGAAGCGCAUACAAUCACUUCAACCAAAGCGUCGUGUUGCGUCUUUCGCGGGGGUUCGAGGUUGACGAGAUUAUGACUGCUUUUACAUCUUUGGUCACUAUUCAUCCGAUGUUGAGAGCGCGCUACACGAAAGGUGAAUUCAACAAAUGGCAACAACGUAUUGAAAAGAACCCGAAAGACUCCUUCAGACUCCGACAACAUACUGUUCGUACAGCAAACGAUGCAAAUAUGCAGCCGAUCAUCAAUGAGAGCCAGUCGACGUUAGAUAUCACUACCGGCCCGGUGUUCUCUGUAGAUCUAUUCGAGAUCGAGGACACUUUCUCACAAGCUAUUGCGCUGGUUGCGCAUCACCUAGUCAUUGAUGUGGUAUCCUGGGGCGUAGUCUUGGAAGAUCUACAAGCGCUUCUCACCGGCACAACCCCACCUCCUCAAAGUCUGCCUUUCUACUCAUGGCAACAGCAGCAGGCUUUCCAGGCCAAUCAGGACGUCGCGAGCAAGGUUUUCCCUCUUUCGAACAUUCCGCCUCCGGAUUUGGAGUACUGGGGUUUAAGCAACGAGCGCAAUGUCAAUGGAGAUGUCAUCACUGAGGAUAUCGAGCUCUCGCCUAAAGACUCAAUGCUCUUACUCGGUGCACACGAUGCGCUUGCCACAGAACCCUUAGACGUAUUCAUCGCAGCUAUUCUUGAGUCAUUCCGUAAGACUUUCGAAGACAGGCCCACUGCCACCAUCUACAACGAGGGUCACGGCCGCGAGCCAUUUCAAAACACCCAGGACCUUUCGCGUACGAUCGGUUGGUUCACUACUUUAACGCCCCUACACCUUCCAGUGUCGCAGGAUCAACCCACAGACAUUGUUAGCACCAUACGUUGGGUGAAGGAUCUUCGUGAAAGGAUUCCCGGGAAAGGCCGACCUUAUUUCGCUCUUGCAAAUGGAGCGGCUUCAGCUCGCGAUCGCAGCUUUGAUAGAUGGCCGGUGGAGGUGACUUUCAAUUACCUGGGUCGCAUGCAAAAUCUGGAGCGAAAAGACGCGUUGCUUCAGAAACUUGAUGGCAUCAACACCAUGGACAUUGGGGAUGAUGUUCCUCGCUUAUCUAUCUUUGACAUCACGGCUGUGGUGGCACAGGGUACCAUCAAACUUUCAUUCGGCUUCAACCGUCACAUGCAGCGGCAGGAAUUGAUCAAGCAGUGGAUCUCGAAGUGCCGCCAAACACUCAUCGAUGCGGUCGAUCAGUUGCUGCAAGUGCGGCCGGAGCCUAGCUUGAGCGAUUUCAAGCUUCUUCCACUGGCCUACAAUGGAAUGGCCAGGCUGUCUACUCUGUUACCCUCCGGUACUACUAUCGCGGACGUGGAAGAUAUCUAUCCCACCUCGCCAAUGCAGCAAGGUCUUCUUCUGUCCCAGAUGAAGUCGCCUGAUCUUUAUGCCUACCAGUGCACAUUCGAAGUGCGCGCUACAGAACCAGGCGCUUCCAUCAACCCGCGCAAGCUCGCCGAGGCCUGGCAAGUGGUUGUCCAUCGUCAUCCUGCAUUGAGAUCUGUCUUUGUAGAAAGCAUUUCUGAGAAAGGCCGUAUGGACCAGAUUGUCUUCAAAGAGAAGCCUGGUCGAAUCUCUUGGAUCACAGAUUGCGAUGAUGAAGAUAUGACUACAUUCCUGCGCCAGCAGUCUUCGAUCGAUUACCGGGAAUUCAACACCCCUCACCGCUUCAUGGUGUGCAAGACGAAAACGAACAAGGUGUGGGUCAGGCUUGACAUGAGCCACACUAUUUGCGAUGGUGGCUCUAUUCCCAACCUUCUGACUGAUCUGGCUCGAGCGUACGAAGGGAAGCUCACUCGUUCAGAUGCAGGACCACUGUUCAGUGACUUUAUCGCUCAUGUUCUGUCUAACUCGCGCGAAAAUGAUGUGAACUACUGGAAGACGUAUCUUUCAGGAAUCGAGCCAUGCUUCUUUCCGGCUCUCAUUGACGGCAAGCCAGGGCCACGCGAGUCCGGCUCUUGCGAAACUCAUAUUCGUGACACCGCCAGCAUCCAAGCCUUUUGUAAAGCGAAUGGAGUUACCCUAUCUAAUGCGCUACAACUAGUCUGGGCGCUUGUUCUGCAUUUCUACGUUGGCUCUUCGGAUGUUUCAUUUGGCGUCGUGGCAUCCGGUCGCGAUGUCCCCGUCAAAAAUAUCGAACAGGCCGCAGGAUGCUUCGUCAAUAUGCUUAUCUGCAGGCUCAGCUUCACAGAAGAGACACCUAUUCGUCAACUACUACAGACAUUGCAGAACGAUUCAACCAAUGCUCGCGAUCAUCAAGGAUGUUCCCUAGCCGAUGUUCAGCAUGAGCUGCAGCUGCCAUCGCUUUUCAAUACCGUCUUCACGUUCCAGCGCAGACACAUUGAACGAGAUCCCGAAAAGACGGCGCUGGUAUAUGAAGGUGUGGAGGCUGCUGAUCCCAGCGAGUACGAUGUUACUCUAAACGUUGACUCCACUGAUGAGGGCAUCACGAUCGAUUUCAGCUACUGGAAAGACAAAGUGUGUGAUGCGCAAGCCCUCAACAUGUCCGAAACCUUUGAGAAGAUACUAUCGGAUCUCGUUUCCAGUGAAAACGCUGGUCUUGCAGUAGCAGACCUCGAACCUCUGACCAGCGGAAGUCUGGAGCAGAUUAUGGAUUGGAAUGCCGAGUUACCUCCUGCUGUGCGCCGUUGCGUACACGACAUUGUGCGGGAGCAAGCAAUUAUGCGCCCCCGCUCUGCUAAAGCGGUCGAGGGCUGGGACGGGACUUUCACGUAUCAAGAGUUUGAUCAAGUCACCGACCAACUUGCUCUUCACCUGCAAACUCUUGGUGUAGGUACUGAAACUCUUGUCCCCAUCUUGUUCGAGAAGUCUUCAUGGGCGGUUGUCAGUCAGAUCGCUAUCAUGAAGGCUGGUGGGGCGUAUGUUCCACUGGACCCAAAGCACCCGCCUAGCCGUCUGAAGCAAUUAAUCGAGGAUGUGGGAGCCAAGGUCGUGCUGUGCUCGAGGGGUUAUCACCAGAAAGCCAGCGAUGUUGCGGAGCUAGCUGUUAUCAUUGAUAAGGCUGAGAUGAAGAAGGUUCCUUCAUCACGAGGUCAGCGUCCGUCUUCAAACGUUACGCCAGAUAACGCAGCAUACGUUUUGUUCACCUCCGGAACAACGGGCAAGCCCAAAGGCACGAUCGUCACUCACGAAGCGUUCUGUACUAGCGCUGCAGCUUUUACGCCAAUUUUGCACAUGGAUCACACGACACGUACAUUCCAGUUUGCGAGCUACACGUUCGAUGCUAGUUGUACUGAGAUUCUUGCUGCGCUGACCGUUGGUGGUUGUAUCUGCGUGCCGACGGAAGACGAGCGAAUGAGUGACUUGGCUGGUUGUAUACGACGUAUGCGCUGCACGUGGACUCUGCUCACACCCUCCGUACUGGGUUCGAUCAAACCCGAGUGGGUGAGCUGCUUGAAGACAUUGGUUGUGGGUGGUGAAGCAGUACCCGGACCAGUCAUUCAGAAAUGGGCCUCCAAGAUUUGUUUCGUCGAAGCGUAUGGUCCAACCGAGACUGCCAUCAUCUGUGCCACUUGCGCCAAAUCCAACCUUGACAAGAAAAUCGUGGAUGCAGACCCGGGUACCAUUGGAGUGCAGACCGGCUGCAGAGCUUGGGUUGUCCACCCUCAAAACCACCACAAACUAAUGCCCAUUGGAAGUGUCGGGGAGCUUAUCGCUGAAGGUUACAUUGUGGCUCGUGGGUACUUGAACGAGCCCGUGAAAACUGCGAAAGCCUUCAUCCAACGGCCAGCUUGGACAUCGACACUCCCAAGCAAGGAAGAGACUUUCUUCACCACGCGCAUGUAUAAGACUGGAGAUUUGGUGCGCUACAACUCCGACGGUUCGCUUACGUAUAUCGGGCGGGCGGAUUCCCAGAUCAAACUCAACGGCCAACGAAUCGAGCUUGGCGAGAUUGAGUUCCAUGUCAAGAGCAAGUUCCCAGAAGGUGUGCAGUCAGCUGUUGAUCUUGUUUCGCCUGCGAGUCGCACGUCUUCCAAAGCUCUGGCGGCUUUCUUCUGCGCGGAGAACGUUAAACUGGAAUCGACAAACGGAGAUGUGCAGCCUGCCUCUAGCGACCUUCCGGCUGCCGAUGAACUUCUUCUCCCUAUGAGCGACGAUCUUCGCGACAUGUGCAAAGCUAUGGAGAAUGCUGUCACCGGGGCUUUGCCAUCGUACAUGAUACCUUCGCUGUUCUUCCCCGUCGCUAAUAUGCCCUGGACGGCGGCCGGAAAACUCGAUCGUAAUAGGCUGCGUAAUAUGGUUCAGAAUUUGAGCAAGGAAGCGAUCGCGCCGUACCGACUGACGGGUGCCAUGAACAAACGCAAACCAGCUAACCCAGUCGAGAAGAAGUUGCAAAAGCUGGUGUCCACUAUUUUGAAUGUCUCAGCUUCGUCAGUCGGACUCGACGACAAUUUUAUGCGUCUUGGUGGAGACAGUCUAUCUGCAAUGAAGCUUGUUACUGCAGCUCAAGCAGAACAACUCAACUUCUCUGUGGUCGAUGUGUUCAAAUCUCCUAAACUUUCCGAGCUUGCCGCUAAGUGUGGCGGCGGUUCAAGCGCGGCUGCGAUUUCAGUCACCCCGAAAGUCACCCACAAGCGGAGCUUGGAAGCUUUCAGUCUGUUGGAUAGAUCUCUUUCUCGCGCACAGGUUCUUAAUGAGCUCGCGGAUCAGUGUGGGGUGUCCAAGAACAACAUCCAGGAUGCUUAUCCGACAAUGCCACUACAAGAAGCUCUCUUUGCACUUUCAAUCAAGCAGCCUGGUGCGUACGUCGCGCAGCAGAUCCUCGCGCUGUCGAAAUCCUUGGACUUAAACAAAUUCAAAGCGGCGUUCGAGAAGACUGUGCAAGAUCUUGACAUCCUUCGUACACGCGUCGCGCAACUACAAUCCGGGAGCUUCAUUCAGACAGUCCUUGUUGAAGACCCCAUCGAGUGGCGCGAGGCAACAUCACUAGCGGAGACGGAGCGAGAAGCGAAGAAGAUGCCCCAAGGGCUCGGUGCAAAACUGGCUUCGUAUACCAUCGUCAAUACUUCUUCGGGCGAGAGAUAUUUCGUAUGGACUAUACACCAUGCGCUGUACGAUGGCUGGAGUACGCCCCUUAUGUACUACCGUGUACAGCAAAUCUACACUGCAGGGCUGUCUGACCUCCCCAAGACACCAUACAGCCGCUUCAUCAAGUUCCUUCUUCGCCGGGAUCCGAAUGCAUCUACUAAAUUCUGGAAGAAGACUUUGUCUGGUUGCUCGGCUUACAAGUUCCCACAGCGCCCGAGUUUCUCGCCGAACGACGCCCACAAGGGAGAACUGCUGGAGAGUAUUAUCAAGCUACCUGACAACCGCCACAAGAACAUCACCGUUCCGAACGUGAUCCGCCUCGCAUGGGCUAUCCUUCUCGCGGCCUACACAGGGAGUUCAGAUGUUGUGUUCGGUGAAACGCUGGCCGGUCGCGACGUGCCUGUUAACGGCGUAUUAGAGAUGUGUGGACCAACUCUCACGACAGUGCCCACGCGCAUCAAGAUCGACCGUGACGCCACGGUUGCGCGUCUUUUGAAAGCCAUUGCCGACGAUGUAGUGAUUGACCGCAUCGAGCAUCAACACUUCGGUCUGUCAGAAAUCAAGCGUAUCGACGCUGAUGCGGCCGCCGCUUGCGACUUCCAGAACCUCCUCAUUGUCCAAAACGGCUCGGCAGAGGAUGACAGUUCGCAAUCACUGUGGAAAUACGUCGACAAUGGGGCCCAAGGAAGCUUUUUAACAUACCCCUUGGUCGCUGAGUGCACUGCUCUAGCCCGCAAUUCAAGCCUAAAAGUCGAGGUCAAUUUCGACGCAAAUGUUAUCUCGAAGUGGGAAGUGCAACGUUUGGUUUACCAAUUCGAAUCUGUUCUGGCGCAGAUCAACUCUGUUGGAAAUAUCCGCGAUAUCCACGUUUUCAGCGAGCAAGAUAUGGGUCUUGUGCGUCAAUGGAACAGCAAUCAGCCUCUGGCUGUUCCUGGCACCAUCCAUGCACUUUUCCUUGAGCAGGUCAAAGCUAGACCAAGAGCUGCAGCGGUUGCGGCUCACGAUGGCGAGCUUACGUAUCAAGAGCUGUCCAGCCUGUCUAUGCAAUUAGCGCAGGAGUUGGUCAAGCACGGAGCUGGACCUGGCAAGUUGGUGCCGCUCUGUGUCGAUAAGUCGCGAUGGGCAAUUGUUGCUAUCAUGGGUAUCUUGAUGUCUGGCGCUGCAUUCGUGCCGCUUUCGCCACAACACCCGGCAUCGCGUCACGAGCAGAUUAUGAAAAAUUUCGAGGUGACUGUUGUGGUAUGCUCUCCGGAGUACAAGACGCGAUUUGAGAAAGUUGUUGUUGCUAGCGAGGCCUCAAUCCGUCGCUUACCUGCUGUGAAAUCGGAGCUGCCGCUGCAGGCGAAGAGUAGCGAUGUUGCGUAUUGCAUGUUCACUUCUGGGUCUACGGGCUUACCCAAGGGUGUAGUAAUUCAGCAUGAGGCUAUUGUUUCAAGCUCGGUUGCUAUGCGGAAAGCGCUCAAUAUCACUCCCGAGUCAAGAGUGUUCCAAUUUGCCUCGUUCGUCUUUGACGUAUCGGUGCUGGAGGUCUUGACUUCACUGACAUGCGGAGCCGUUUGCUGUGUUCCGUCCGACCAGGAGCGCACUGCUGAUUUGGCUGGCGCUAUUAAUCGUCUUCGCGCAACUUGGACCUGUUUGACGCCCUCGGUUGCGAAUGUUUUGGACGGACCCAGCGCCGUGCCAACGCUCAAGACAUUCGCUUCUGCCGCCGAAGCGCUGACGCCCGAGACCAUUGAGAAAUGGGCGUCUGGGCUAGAACUCAUCAACGCAUACGGUCCAACCGAGAACUCUGUGCUGAGCUUGGUAAACGGCCAAGUCUCGACUCAGCGCGAUCCAACUAAUAUCGGAUUUGCACUGGAAAGCGCACGAACAUGGCUUACGGAGCCCGAAAACCCUCACCGUCUAGCUCCCGUUGGUGCUGUCGCGGAACUUUGUGUUGAAGGACCUCUGCUGGCUAGAGGGUACCUGAACAACCCUGAAAAGACUGCCGAAGUGUUUGUCGAGAACCCUGCAUUCUUAAAAGCAUUCUUGGGCACGACAAGUUCGAACAACCGCAUUUACCGCACCGGCGACUUGGUUCAAUAUGCCCCAGACGGAUCUGUCAAGUAUCUGGGUCGCAAGGAUAACCAGAUCAAGCUCUCUGGCCAAAGAGUAGAGCUUGGUGAGAUCGAACAUCAUCUUCAAGCCGAUAACAGCGUGGAGCUCGCUGUCGUUUUGAUGCCGAAGUCUGGUCCGGGUAAAAGAAAACUCGUUGCCGUUGUGUCAUUCCACGACGUCAAUCUACCAGAUGUUGCUGGAAAACCAUGGAAUACGCCAAUCACCGACACAAAUAUUCUCAAGCGUAUGGAGAAGGCUAAAGAUAGAUUGUCAAAUCUCGUGCCUCCGUACAUGGUGCCGACGGUGUGGGUAGCGGUGCCUAGUAUCCCGAGACUAGCAUCUGCGAAGCUCGAUAAGAAGCAGGUCGGCAUGUGGUUUGAGAAUAUGGACGAUGCUACUUAUCGCCAUAUCUUGAGCUUGGAGAGUAGCGUGGAGCCUGCUCUCGCGAUGUCGGAAGGCGUGAAAGUCUUGAUGGAGGUAUCUGCGAGGGUCUUGAAUGUCCCAGUGUCAAGCGUUAAGCCGAAUAAGUCGUGGCUGUCGCUUGGUGGAGACUCGCUCAUGGCCAUGCAAUUCCUGGCGCAAUGCAGAAAGGAAGGCAUCGCCAUCACGCUGAACCAAGUCCUCCGUGCGAAAUCACUUGCGCAGUUGGCGGAGAACAUCACGACUUCUGUUGGGGCCGAACACAUGGAGGCACAGACAGACAAGCUUUUCGAACUCUCUCCGGUGCAGCGAUUCUACUUUGCCAAUCUGCACAGUGAGAAGAGUGCACAGUUCAACCAGUCUUUCACUGCUCGUCUCUCGCAGCAUGUGGAUUCUUCCGUCGUUCAGAAAGCUGUUGAUGCGCUUGUGAAAUGUCACGCUAUGCUCAGAGCGCGAUUCAUGUUCGAGGACGGAGAGUGGCAACAAAUGGUCGUGUCUCAUUCUGAGAAAGCAUACGCGUAUCGGGUACACGAUAUUUCGACCGUUGAGGCCGCUAUUGACAUCAUCUCUGCAUCCCAGAAGAGUCUCAACAUCACAACUGGACCUCUCUUUUCUGUGGAUCUUCUGAAUGUUGCGAAUGACCAGCAGAUCUUGUUCGUCGCUGCGCACCACCUUGUUGUUGAUGUGGUAAGCUGGAACAUCAUCACUGGUGAUUUGGAAGAAUGCAUCAAGUCCGGCUCCUUUGAGUCUCUACAAAAGGAGCUGCCAUUCCAGAUUUGGAAUGACAAGCAGAUUGCGCAUGCUCUUCAACCUUCACAGGCCAGCAGCGUCCAGAAGCAGAGUUUCAAUGUGGAGCCUGUUGAUCUUGCUUUCUGGGGACUCGACAAACGGGGCAAUCUCUACGGAGACGUCGAACGCGACUCCUUUACCAUCGAUACAGACAUUACUGCCAUGGCGCUUGAUAGUCGCAAUGCGCUGCGAACGGAUAUCGUCGAUUACUUCGUUGCGGCUAUUGUGCAUUCCUUUUCGCGCAUCUUUAUCAGUCGAAAGACGCCCACAGUGUUCAACGAAUCACACGGUCGCGAGCCGUGGGAGUCUAGCAAUGUUGAUCUGUCACGUACUGUCGGGUGGUUCACUACCAUGUACCCCGUCCAUGUUCCCAUUUCCGACGAUGAAGACGACGUUGUCCAGACUGUUCGCCAAGUCAAGGAUAUCCGCCGGAGGAUCACGCAAAAUGGACGCGAGUACUUUGCGCACCGAUUCCUUACACCCGAUGGCAGGAAAAAAUUUAUUGGUCACCAACCUAUGGAGAUUCUGUUCAAUUACCUAGGCAAGUCGCAGAAAUCGGAGACAGGUGACUCGCUGUUCGGACCGUUCGAUGUCAAAGAAGAAGAUGAAGUUACUGUGUCGGAUGUGGGCGAGAAGAUGAAGCGUCUUGCUUUGUUCGAAAUCUCGGCUUCGGUUGUCGAUGGGAGAAUUGAAUUGGGCUUCAUGUACAACGGGCUCAUGAAAAAUCAAAAGGGCAUACGAAGGUGGAUUGUCGAAUGUCAACGCACAUUGGAGGAAGUCAUCACCUCCGUGGCCAGUGUCGAGAAGCCUCAACCGACACUAUCGGAUUACCCGCUCCUCCCUCUGGAUUCGUAUUCCCGCCUCGAUCGCGUCAUCAAAUCCUUGCCCGCUGUCGGCAUCAAGUCGAUUGACCAAGUAGAGGAUAUCUAUCCUUGCGCGACUAUGCAAGAGGGUAUGAUAUUGAGCCAGAUCAAGGAACCGAGCUCAUACUGGUCUUUUGCUACAUUCGAAGUCAAGCCCCCGCGUGGCAGCCGAGUCGAUGUGGGUCGCAUCGAAAGCGCUUGGGCUAGUGUGGUGCAACGACACGCUGCUCUGCGCACUAUAUUCAUCGACAGUGUUUGCAAAGGCGGUGUAUUCGAUCAAGUUGUAGUCGCGGAGCCAGAUACUGGGCUUCUGACGUUCACUUGCAGCGACGCGGAGCUUCAGAGAAAGUUGGACUCGAUCAAAUACGCUAAUUUCAAUGGAAAACGCAAACCUCGUCUGCCGCACCAACUUUCGAUUCUCAAGACGGACUCUGGGCGAAUAAUCGUAAAAUUGGAGAUCAAUCACGCCGUCAUCGAUGGUGGCUCUUGGGCGAUUAUCACAAAGGACCUGCAGGAUGCGUACGAAGGGCGGUUGCCGAGCGAGAAGGGUCCGCUGUACAGCGAGUACAUCAAAUACCUUCGCAGUAUGCCAGCUGAUGCUGCAGUGAAUUUCUGGAAACAGCAGCUCAGGGGUGUGAAGCCAUGCUAUUUCCCUAUCAUCCCGCAGCACUCUUCCAAGCAGCGCCAGCUACACUCGCUCUUCAUGAAGUUCGACCGCUUUGGCGAGGUGCAGACUUUGGCUGAACAUAGCGGGAUCACGUUUGCGAAUAUCUUGCUAGCCACUUGGGCUCUGCUCUUGAGGACUUAUACGAACUCGUCGGAUGUGUGCUACGGAUAUUUGACGUCCGGUCGCAAUGUUCCGAUUGACGGUGUCGAGGGCGCGAUCGGCGCCUUCAUCAAUAUGCUCGUGUCACGUGUAAGCGUCACACAGUCGCACUCCCUCCUUGAUGUUUUCCAAAAAGUGCAGGGAGAUUUCUUCGAUAGCUUGCCGCAUCAGCAUUGCUCGCUGGCCCAGUUCCAGCACGAUUUGGGACUAAGCGGCAAAGCGCUGUUCAAUACCGCUGUGUCGGUGCAGAACUCUGGCGUCACGGCGCAAGGACUUUCCAUGGUAGAAUCCGACGCGGAUGUCGAGUUUGUUCAUCUCAAUGCGCACGAUCCUAGCGAAUUCGCACUCAGCGUGUCUAUUGACGCUACCCGAGGCGAGGAAAUGGUCAAGUUUGCGUACUGGACUGAUUCCAUUUCCGACAACGAAGCGAGCAAUAUUUCGACGCUCAUGGGCAAGAUUCUUUCGCAAGCCAUCGCGGAUGUCAAUAUGACGGUCAAAGAGCUCGAUGCCGCUCUUGAGGACAAGAUCCCACCGCAAGCCGUCAAACCCAGUUCGCGGGCUCCUUUGAAAUACACGCGCCGUCGCAGCACUGCGGAUUCUGAGAUUUCGCUUCGUUCGAUGCGGUCGUAUAGUCGUGGCGAGCUUCCACAGAUUACGACUACGAUAGCUUCGCCUGGUGGCAACAGCGCACCGGAUUUCACGUCUCUGAUCCGGUCUAUUGUCAGUGAGAUGGUGCCGCAGGUUGUCGAUCAGAUCUUGGCGAAGAACAAGAAUGCGCUUCCGCCGGGUCAGGCUACUGUGAAUGAGAUGACGAACCAAAUGACUGGUAUGAUUGCUAGGCGCGCAUCCAUGUCUAUUCGAGGAGGCGUUGGAGGGAGGAGGAUGAGUGAGACUGGGUCGAUCAGAUCUCGCCGCAUGAGCACGGCGAGCGAUACUGAGAGCAGGAUCGGUAUUGCGGUGGACAUGGUAGCAGCUGCGGGGGUGAUGGCGUCUGACGCACUCAAGUCUGCUCCCGCGGACUUUGUGGAGAGAAAGCUGAUGACUUUGUGGGGAGAGUUGCUUGAUAUGGUUGAAGAGACGAUUGAGAAGGAUGAUUCGUUCUUCCAGCUUGGUGGGGAUAGCAUUAUCGCGAUGAGGUUGGUUGGUGCGGCAAGAGAAGAGGGAUUGUCGAUGACGGUCGCGGAUGUGUUCAAGAACCCCACUUUUGCGGAUAUGGCGAGGGUGGUGAGAGUGGCUGGGGAAGUCAUCGAUCAGGUUAUGAGUCAGGCUGGUGAUCGAGAGUCGGUCGCUGGAAGAAGUGUGCAGGGCGGUUCGUCGAAACCGAAGUUGCAACUUCCGCAGAGUACGACGUCGGCGUGGAAGGAUUUCCAGUCUAUGGUGUCUGAUCACGCGAUUGAAGAUACAACCGAUGGCGGGAACUCACCGCCUGAGAAGACGGAAGAGGAGAAGGUUGAUUUGGAAAAGAAGUGGGAUGGGUUUAACCAGUCCACGAAUGGUUCGUCGACGCCUGUUGCGUCGUCGGCUCCUCCGGCGCAUAGAUUCAGCAAACAGCAUCGCAUGCCGACAACUAUCUUGGAGGAAUCAACACCCAAGUCGAUCUCGCUUCUUGGAGAUCCGAAUGUGGAGAGCGUUAUUUCGAAGGUGCAUGUGUUUAAGGGGGGUAUCUCGGAUGUUCUGCCGGUGACGGACUUCCAGUCUCUCGCCAUCACUGGAACGCUACUCGAAUCAAGGUGGAUGCUGAAUCAUUUCUACCUUGAUGGACCGGGACCGCUUGAUAUUCGAAAGCUCAAGCAUGCGGCGUUCCGUGUUGUUCAAGCAUUCGACAUUCUUCGAACUGUUUUUGUGCCGUACGGCGAUCGCUUCCUCCAGGUCAUAUUGAGGAAGUUGCAGCCUGACUUCAUCUUUCAAGAGACCGAUCUCAGUCUGGAAGAGUUUACUACUGAAUUACGGCAGAAAGAUAAGGAACAUGGGCCUCGUCUGGGUGAGGCAUUCACGCAGUUUGUGGUCGCCAAACAGAAGAAAUCCGGCCACUACCGCAUAUUCAUACGCCUCUCUCACGCGCAAUACGAUGGGGUCUGUCUGCCUCGCAUUCUCAGCUCUCUUCAAGCAGGCUACAACGGUCUGCCCAUCUCAACAGCACCCAGCUUUGGGCAGUUCGUGAAGGAGACGGCUAAGACGGUGGCGGGUGCGCACGAUCAUUGGAGAGAGGUGCUCAACGGAUCUAAGAUGACGGAGAUUGUGGCCCGGUACGGACCCAAUUAUCAACGCUCUGUGGGCAAUACCGUCACGCUCAAGCAGAUGGCUACGCUUCCUAGCUUGGCCUAUGUUAACAUCACGCACGCUACGGUCAUGAAAGCGGCGUGGGCUGCGACGCUAGCUCGUAUUGCAAGCAAAUCCGACGUCGUCUUCGGGCACGUCAUCUCCGGGCGCAACAGCACGGUGGCUAACAUCGAAAGCAUUGUGGGUCCAUGCUUGAAUAUGGUUCCCGUUCGCGUGGUUUACAGACCCGAAUGGACUGUUCUCGAUCUGCUCAUGUACAUUCAAGACCAGCAGAUUGCAAACAUGCCAUUUGAGUCGCUGGGCUUCCGAGACAUCACACGCAACUGCACGGACUGGCCCGACUGGACAAAUUUCAGCAGUGUGCUCCAGCAUAACCAGGGCAUGCUUUCUGCGUCAGACGACAAGUUCCUUUUCGGCGGUGUCGAACACACUAUCGGCGUCGAAGCCUCACAGGAAGAUUUUGCGGACUUCUCCAUUCUCUCCACCUCGAACGGUGGCGGCAACAAAGACCAAGUUGAAAUCACGCUCACGUACGCGCCUAACAGCACCAUCACGCCGGACUUUGCGCAAAACGUCUUCGAUAUGCUUUGUGCCAAUGCAAUUACUUUCUCGGAGGAUCCCUACACGCUCCUCCCCUCACCAUCAGAGCUCACUUCGCGCUCCUCAUCGACAGUGACGUCUGAAGGUCUGGCACUCCCUCCCCGCACGAAAUCAGCCGAGAAGGCAGCGCUCGCAUUGCCAACAAAUACCGGGCUCUCUUCUUCAGAAGUCGCAAACCUAGCCGGGCUCCUCCGCACAGCAUGGAGCCAAAUCCUCCGCUCCGACACCUCGGCACCCACAAACGGCACAAACGGAAACGGCAUCCCGCACGCAGUCAACAUCGAUCUCGGUUCAGAUUUCUUCGCUCUCGGCGGCGACAUCAUGGGUCUUGCGCAGCUCGCAUCCAUGCUCGACGAACUCGCUGAAGAUGGCCUCAAAGUCCGCGUCGAGGAUCUGAUUGAUAAGUCGGUGUUUGUGGAUCAGGUUGAGCUGCUUGCGAAUGCGAGACGCGAGGUGCUGAGGAAGGAGGAGAUGAAUCCUUGGGGCGAGAAGGGCAGGAAGGACAAGGAUGGUGGGGUUAAUGGAGAGAAGGGAGGAGAUGGCGAGGUCAUUAAGAAGUUGGAGAGGGUUGAGAGUGGGUUGGGGAAGGUGUUGGGCAGGAUGAGGUUGAGGAAGAGGGAUAGCGGAAAGCUGAGGUGAGACGGGUUGCCAGUUUCGUAAUAUACAGGGUGGGGAUGGAGAAAUUGCUGAUUUCUUUUUGUAUGAUUUUCUUUUGUUGGGUGUUGGCGGUUUUGAUCUAGAUUGUUGUUUUGUUUGAUGUUUUCCAUUGUGGUUUCUAGUAUAGUUAGUCUGUUAUUCUUGUUGUUUACUUG
Molecule: messenger RNA, 24302 nt
Organism: Periconia digitata
Lineage: Eukaryota; Fungi; Ascomycota; Dothideomycetes; Pleosporales; Periconiaceae
Source: the annotation of a GenBank genome assembly